Molecule: messenger RNA, 2106 nt
Organism: Linum trigynum
Lineage: Eukaryota; Viridiplantae; Streptophyta; Magnoliopsida; Malpighiales; Linaceae
Source: the annotation of a GenBank genome assembly
AUGCAACAAACCACAACAAUGGCGGACAACAAAAAAAUCAAAUCACUACCAUUUCUCCUCCUCUUCUUCUCCCCGCAACUCUUCUUGUUGUUGUCAUUGUUGUUGGUUCCGGCGUCCGCCCACGAGGCGGCGGCAGGCGGCACCGCCCCUCUGGCCCCGGAGGACUACGACCCCAAGAACUUCCAGGAGCUCAACCGGGAGAAAGUCCUCGGACCCCACGAGAAGUUCGGGAACCCGUUCGGGAACAAGAACGACUACCAGAAACAGAAGCUCCCCGAAGACAUCGGGACCCCUCUGGACGAUCAGAUCGACGAUCUUCUGACAACCGACGCCAAGAAGGAGACCGUUGGCAACGCCGCCGGCCUCACUGAGUCCAAGGUGAAGGCCAUCAAGGCGGACGGAGGCCUGAAGGUGGACGCCGGUGGCGCCGCGGGCGGCGCCACCGCGUUCCAGCCCGCAGGCCUUGACGACGCCGCAGCAGGCGCCGCCGCCAAGGGAAAGCGCGCCCCCGACGUCCACCUCGUGAACCCGACCGGGUUCAACGGGAAGUGGGAGCUCUUCACCGACAACACCGGGGUGUGUUCCAUGCACGCCAUCCUGCUGCCCAAGGUGAACAAGGUUUUGAUGUACGACGCCACGAUCUGGAGGAUAUCGAAGAUCCUCCUGCCCAACGGACAGUGUCGUAUUCUAGAUGAGAAGACAGGGGAGAAGGAUUGCUUUGCUCACUCUGUUUUGAUGGACAUGACCACCGCCCAACUCACUCCACUUGAGCUAAAAACUGAUACAUGGUGUUCGUCUGGAGGCUUGACCCUGGAGGGAAACCUUGUGAGCACCGGCGGUUUCCAAGGAGGAGCUAACACGGUGAGAUACUUGGACACUUGCCCAGGCUGCACUUGGAGGGAAUACCCUACCGCUCUCGCUGCUCCUAGAUGGUACGCAACCCAGGCCCAGAUGCCGGACGGAAAGAUGAUUGUGGUCGGCGGCAGAGACGCCCACAGCUAUGAGUUCAUCCCACCGGAAGGCCAGCACAACGCGGCGCCGAUAAAGUUCGACUUCCUGACCCAGACCACCGACAAGGACGAGAACAACCUCUACCCCUUCGUCUACCUCAGCACCGACGGCAACGUCUUCAUCUUCGCCAACAACCGCGCCAUCCUUUUGAACCCCAACACCAACCAGAUCGUGAAGGAGUUGCCUCCGCUUCAAGGCGGCCACCGGAACUACCCGGCCUCCGGGCAGUCCGUCCUCCUCCCACUGAAACUUCACUCCGGCAACCAGGGCAACGUCGCCGCCGAGGUCCUCAUCUGUGGCGGCUCCGCCCACGCCGAUUCCUACACCAAGGCCGCCGAGAACGUGUUCUACGCCGCUCUCCAGGACUGCGGCCGGAUGCGGAUCACCGACCCGAACCCGGUCUGGAAGCGAGACCUCAUGCCCUCGCCCCGUCUCAUGGGUGAUAUGUCACUUCUACCCUCCGGCGAGGUCCUGAUCCUCAGCGGCGCUAAAAGAGGAUCUUCUGGAUGGGGUUUCGCUCGGGACCCUAAUUUCACACCCGUCCUCUACAAUCCACGUGUCAAGCGAGGAGAGAGGUUCAGAGAGCUCGCUCCGACCACCAUCCCCAGGAUGUACCACUCCACCGCCACCGUUCUCCAGGACGGCAGGGUCCUGGUCGCCGGCAGCAACACCAACAACGGCUACAUCUACGACGCGAUGUUCCCGACGGAGUUGAGGGCGGAGAAGUUCUCGCCGCCUUACCUGGACCCCGCGCUCGAGAAGUUCAAGCCCCAGAUCGACCCCGCGGCGACGCCGGAGAAGCUCGGGUACAACCAGAAGAUCGCCGUGCAGUUUAAAGUGAACCAGGUCGAACCGGUGAAGCAGGAGAACGUCAGGGUGACGAUGUACGUGCCGGCGUUCACCACCCACAGUGUCUCGAUGAACAUGAGGCUGUUGGACUUGGGCUUGGAGGCGGUGAAGCCCAAUGGGCCUGGAGUCUAUAGCAUCGAUGUAUGGACCCCUCCCAACACCACGAUUGCUCCGACAGGGUAUUACUUGUUGUUCGUUGUAAAUCAGGGGGUGCCGAGUGAAGGGAUCUGGGUUCAGAUUAAGUGA